This is a messenger RNA of Chara braunii, 1029 nucleotides long. NCBI's taxonomy places the organism in Eukaryota, Viridiplantae, Streptophyta, Charophyceae, Charales, Characeae. The record is from the annotation of a GenBank genome assembly.
AGCGGAUCGAGCUGCAUGGCGGGAGCGGUCAUCCACGAGGUGACACUUCGAGUAUGCACGCGACAGCUCCGAUGGGGCCUUCCGCAGCAGUCCCAGAAUCGCAACAGGGUCCAGCACCGUUGAUGCGUCAUCCCGAGGUUCAGGGAGAGAUCAGUCCUCACCCGGCAGUGCGGGACGAGGGUUCUGUCAAGGCACUGCAUCCACUCACGUCUGCCAUAGCGGCAAUCUCGGUUGCAGCGACCUCGGAUGUGGGACAACCACUGGCAGCGGCGGAGCAAGAMAGUAUGCUCCCMCCUCGCAGUGUUCAACCGCGGCCACCGCCUGCAUUGAUGGAGGGGAGUCAGGGGACCGUUGUUGUGUGUCAAGRCGACGAUCUCCCGGAACGUGAUAUCUCACACACUCCCGCAGCCGAGCAGAGCGCCGCAKACCUUGWCGGCCUCGCAUGCCCCACCGRCAGUCUUCCGGGUACCGGCGAGUUACUGACCACGGACUCUGCGCUCGUUUCUCUACCGGACUUGUCGACGUUGAUAUCCCCAGGUCUACCCCAUGUGUCACCGCCCAAGCCACAACAGCCUGUUGUCAUUGAGCGUGGAUCGGACGGGUUUGACGUGGCAGGAGGCGAUACUGCCGAUAUGAUUACGAGCCCAAUGGUGUCUGUCACGCCCACAAUUUUUCGUGUUGGCAAACUACGCGAGGUGGCCCUUGGUUUGGCGGAGACGGCGACGCGACACCGCCGCGACGGUCAGCGCAGCAUCGCACAACGCAGUCUUUCUCAUUCGUUUGACGGCGCAGAGGAAGGGUCUCAUGGUGGGCCAGUUGACACACUCGAAAGAGAAGCAAGACCCCCAAGUCCGCCGUCAAACUUAGAGCAUCAUCUGAUUGUCGCGGCUGUCGGCGCAGAUGCGGGCGUCCCCGUCACAAACAGUGGCGCAGAUGCGACAUGACAGCUUGUGGUUGGGUCAUCGGCGACAGCACGGCGCGACAGAGCCACUGUUUUGCCGACAGUGGCAUUUUAUGCCAGCGGGAAGA